Fusarium graminearum PH-1 is the source of this 396-nucleotide messenger RNA. RefSeq lists its product as uncharacterized. The transcript is spliced from 3 exons. NCBI's taxonomy places the organism in Eukaryota, Fungi, Ascomycota, Sordariomycetes, Hypocreales, Nectriaceae. Bases 1 to 396 code for a protein of 131 amino acids. The record is from RefSeq and is a predicted model, not a curated record.
AUGAUCUUUCACUUGCCCAGGCACGCUAGGAUCAUCUUGGACGGCAGCUGCGGCUCACAUCUCGGUACCUACGAAGCUGCCUUUAUCCUUUCCCUCACUUUCGGGGACCUAGUGUGGUCCGAAUUCAACGAUGGAACGAGUCUUGGUGAAACCCAGUGGGAACCGCUCCCGAGCUCACACUGUAGCUUUUCUGGGCGCAUUCAUCGAUUAAGCUCGGCACCUGUUAGUGAACAGGUGCCUAUUGGAUCUGACAAGACGUUAACCAUGUGCUCUGCAACCUUGCUCAGCGUCAUGGUCCACGCCUGCCCCGGGUUGCCCAGGUUGCCCAGGCCAAAAGACUGGUAUUGGGACGCCAAGGAUACGCCCCCAUUUCCAGAUUGCACCUGCACUUGGUGA